AUGGCCAAUGAUAAUUUUGUUCAACCUUCAAUCCCACGAUUUGAUGGUCAUUACGACCAUUGGAGUAUGCUCAUGGAGAAUUUUCUUCGGUCCAAAGAAUAUUGGACAGUGGUGGAGUCUGGAGUUUUAAUGCUACCAGAAGGUGCAACUGAUGCACAGAAAGCUGAGCAUGAUUGCUUGCGGUUGAAAGAUUUAAAAGCAAAGAACUAUCUUUUCCAAGCGAUUGAUCGGGCUGUUUUGGAGACUAUCCUAUGUACAGAUACAUCAAAGCAAAUUUGGGAUUCACUGAAGAAGAAGUAUCAAGGGAAUGCGAGGGCUCGACGGCAACAACUGCAAAGUCUCAGAGCUGAAUUCGAGACUUUACAAAUGAAACUAGAGGAAUCUGUUUCAGAAUACUUCUCCAGGACAAUGGUUAUAGCAAAUAAGCUCCGAAUUCAUGGUGAAAAAAUGAAGAAUGUCACUAUAAUUGAAAAAGUUCUAAGGUCUAUGACAACAAGGUAUAACUAUAUUGUCACUGCCAUUGAAGAAUCUCAUGAUCUUGAUGAAAUGACCUUAGAUGAACUUCAAAAUUCACUGCAAAUACAUGAGCAAAAAGUUAAGAAACAGGAGAAGGAGGAGCAGUUGUUGCAGGCAUAG
Dioscorea cayenensis subsp. rotundata (Guinea yam) is the source of this 636-nucleotide messenger RNA. RefSeq lists its product as uncharacterized. The coding region runs from base 1 to 636 and encodes 211 amino acids. The record is from RefSeq and is a predicted model, not a curated record. The transcript has a single exon. NCBI's taxonomy places the organism in Eukaryota, Viridiplantae, Streptophyta, Magnoliopsida, Dioscoreales, Dioscoreaceae.